Dipodomys ordii (Ord's kangaroo rat) is the source of this 3624-nucleotide messenger RNA. It is a transcript of the gene Fmnl1, whose product is annotated as formin-like 1. The record is from RefSeq and is a predicted model, not a curated record. The transcript has 27 exons. Gene Ontology annotation, cellular component: cytosol. Lineage: Eukaryota; Metazoa; Chordata; Mammalia; Rodentia; Heteromyidae. Bases 32 to 3307 code for a protein of 1091 amino acids. Gene Ontology annotation, molecular function: small GTPase binding; actin filament binding. Gene Ontology annotation, biological process: cortical actin cytoskeleton organization; regulation of cell shape; cell migration.
CCCCAAGCAGCCCGCCGCCCCCAAGCAGCCGAUGCCCGCCGCCGGGGAGCUGGAGGAGCGAUUCAACCGCGUCCUGAACUGCAUGAACUUGCCCCCAGACAAGGUCCAGCUGCUGAGCCAGUAUGACAACGAGAAGAAGUGGGAGCUGAUCUGUGACCAGGAACGGUUUCAAGUCAAGAACCCCCCUGCAGCCUACAUUCAGAAGCUGAAGAACUACCUAGAGACUGGUGGGGUCAGCCGAAAGGUAGCCGCUGACUGGAUGUCCAACCUGGGGUUUAAGAGGCGAGUUCAGGAGUCCACGCAAGUGUUGCGGGAGCUGGAGACCUCCCUGAGGACCAACCACAUUGGGUGGGUGCAGGAGUUCCUCAAUGAGGAGAACUGUGGCCUGGACGUGCUCCUCGAGUACCUAGCCUUUGCCCAGUGCUCUGUCACGUACGACAUGGAGAGCACAGACAAUGGGGCCUCCGGUGUGGAAAAAAGCAAGCCACUAGAGCAGUCCGUAGAAGAUCUCAGCAAGGGACCAUCCCCGUCUGCGCCCAGAAAUCGUCACUUGACCAUCAAGUGCCCCCCUUCUCCCCGGAUGACCCCCACUCACAGCAGGAAGGCCCUACGGAAUUCUCGGAUUGUCAGCCAGAAGGACGAUGUCCAUGUUUGCAUCAUGUGUCUGCGUGCCAUCAUGAACUACCAGUCUGGUUUCAGCCUUGUUAUGAACCAUCCAGCCUGCGUCAAUGAGAUUGCUCUGAGCCUCAACAACAAGAACCCUAGAACCAAGGCUCUGGUGCUGGAGCUGCUGGCAGCUGUGUGCCUGGUGCGGGGAGGACAUGACAUUAUUCUCGCAGCCUUUGACAACUUUAAGGAGGUGUGUGGGGAGCAGCACCGCUUUGAAAAGCUGAUGGAAUAUUUCCGGAAUGAGGACAGCAACAUCGACUUCAUGGUGGCCUGCAUGCAAUUCAUCAACAUUGUGGUCCACUCGGUAGAGAACAUGAACUUCCGUGUCUUCUUGCAAUACGAGUUCACUCACCUGGGUCUGGACCUGUACUUAGAGAGGCUUCGGCUCACUGAGAGUGACAAGCUGCAGGUGCAGAUCCAGGCGUACCUGGACAAUGUUUUUGAUGUCGGGGCGCUGUUGGAGGACACAGAGACCAAGAAUGCUGUGCUGGAGCACAUGGAGGAGCUACAGGAGCAAGUGGCACUGCUGACAGAGCGGCUUCGGGACGCGGAGAACGAAUCCAUGGCCAAGAUCGCCGAACUAGAAAAGCAGCUUAGCCUGGCUCGGAAGGAGCUGGAGACCCUGCGGGAGCGCUUCAGUGAUUCCACCGCCGUGGGCGCCGCCAGACGCCCUCCACAGCCCGAGAAUGACCCGGCACCAGCCCCGGCCCCGGGGCGGCGGCGGCCGUCAGCCAUCGAGCUGAAGGUGGAGGAGCUGGAGGAGAAGGGGUUAAUCCGCGUCUUGCGAGGCCCGGGGGAUGACGAGGUCUCCAUCGAGAUCCUCCCAGGCUCCGGGGUCACACCGAGCGGUGGCUGCGAAGAUGCUCCAGCCCCGAGGGUGCCCACCGGCCUCCCGACCCCAGCUCCCCCACCUGCCACCAAUUCGGAGUCGAGUCCAGGAGCAGCACCCCUGCCGCCCCCGCCGCCCCCACUGCCCGGCCAGCAGACCUCGCAGGAAGCCCCACCUUCGGCGCCCCCGCCGGCUCCUCCCCUCCCGGGUAGCCCGGAGCCCCCACCCGCGCCGCCGUUGCCCGGAGACCUGCCACCCCCACCCCCGCCGCCUCCUCUUGGCACUGAUGGGCCUGUGCCGCCGCCCCCGCCCCCACCGCCUCCGCCUCCAGGAGGUCCCCCACAUGCACUCGGGGAGCCCAGCCCAGAGAUGGGCUCAGGAGUGAAAGCCAAGAAACCCAUCCAGACCAAGUUCCGGAUGCCACUCCUGAACUGGGUGGCCCUGAAACCCAACCAGAUCUCAGGCACUGUCUUCACAGAGCUCAAUGAUGAGAAGGUGUUGCAGGAGCUGGACAUGAGUGAUUUUGAGGAACAUUUUAAGACCAAGUCUCAAGGGCCCAGUCUGGAUCUCAGUGCUAUCAAGGGCAAGGCAGCGCAGAAGGCCCCCACCAAGUCAACACUCAUUGAGGCCAACAGGGCUAAGAACCUGGCCAUCACCCUACGCAAGGGCAACCUGGGGGCUGAUCGUAUCUGCCAGGCCAUUGAGAUGUAUGACCUGCAAGCUCUUGGCCUGGACUUCUUGGAGCUGUUGACCCGCUUCCUGCCUACAGAGUAUGAGCGAACUCUGAUGGACCGUUUUGAGCGUGAGCAGCGGCCAAUGGAGGAGCUGUCAGAGGAAGACCGCUUCAUGCUGCGAUUCAGUCGAAUCCCACGCCUGCCUGAGCGCAUGGCCACACUUACCUUCUUGGGCAAUUUCCCAGAUACUGCCCAACUGCUCAUGCCGCAACUGAAUGCCAUCAUUGCAGCCUCCAUGUCCAUCAAGUCCUCUGACAAACUCCGGCAGAUCCUGGAGAUUGUCCUGGCAUUUGGCAACUACAUGAACAGCAGCAAGCGAGGGGCAGCCUACGGUUUCCGGCUCCAGAGUCUAGAUGCGUUGUUGGAGAUGAAGUCAACUGACCGUAAGCAGACGCUACUGCACUACCUGGUGAAGGUCAUUGCUGAGAAGUACCCACAGCUCACAGGUUUCCAUAGUGAGCUAUACUUCCUGGACAAGGCGGGCUCAGUGUCCCUAGACAGUGUCCUGGGUGAUGUUCGCUCCUUGCAUCGAGGCCUCGAGUUGACACAGCGGGAGUUUGUACGGCAAGAUGACUGCAUGGUUCUCAAGGAGUUCCUGAAGGCUAACUCGCCCACCAUGGACAAGCUUCUGGCAGAUAGCAAGACAGCUCAGGAAGCCUAUGAGUCUGUGGUGGAGUACUUCGGAGAGAACCCCAAGACCACAUCCCCCUCCAUGUUCUUUUCUCUCUUCAGUCGCUUUACCAAGGCCUACAAGAAAGCUGAGCAAGAGGUGGAACAGUGGAAGAAGGAAGCAGCUGCUCAGGAGGCGGGUGCUGACACCCCAGGCAGGGGAGAGACGCCGGCACCCAAGUCUCCACCCAAGGCCCGGAGACAACAGAUGGACCUCAUUUCUGAGUUGAAACGGAGGCAGCAGAAGGAGCCACUCAUCUAUGAGAGUGACCGAGAUGGGGCCAUUGAAGACAUCAUCACAGAUCUGCGGAACCAGCCUUACAUCCGCUCGGACACAGGCCGCCGCAGUGUUCGCCGGCGCCCCCCAGUACCGCCCAUGCAGGUCACUGCUGACCUCUCGCUGUAGCCGCUGCAUCUGCAGGUGGAUUCUGUAAUGGGUGGGGCUGUGGGCAGGCUUGGGGCACCGAAAUGGUGGGCCUCAGCUUGCCUGGGCCCGGCAUGCCCAUCAGGCAGGCACAUUCUCCUUGCACAGAGGGCAGUGUUGGCCGCCUCCUCCUAAAAGCUGCUUGCAGCAUUCCAUCUCCCCAUAGCCAUACUUAGCCUGAGCAGGAGCCUGGCCUGUAACUUAUGAAGUGUACUUUUGCCUCCACCCCCCCCAAUACGCCCUUGACCCCGAAAACUCUCCUUGGACCUUAUUUUUAUACAAGAUUAAUAAAGAUGUUU